Molecule: messenger RNA, 1733 nt
Organism: Ornithodoros turicata
Lineage: Eukaryota; Metazoa; Arthropoda; Arachnida; Ixodida; Argasidae
Product: zinc finger protein 235-like
Exons: 7
Source: RefSeq, a predicted model, not a curated record
GGACAAGAGGUGCUGGCUUCUCACUAAAGAAGAGCCGAGAGAUACCCGCGCGUUCCGGUCGCGUGUUGUUCAGCCCCCACUCCCCGGGAUCACGACUCUCACAAAUGGAGCUGACCCCAAAGUUCAACAAUGGGGUCUCGAAGGUAAAAUUGGAGGCCCCUGAUGCUGCGUGUCUGCCAGAACGGGGUCAGUUUCCGCACCAGUACCACUGCAGCGAGUCUGCAAAUCACUCUGCAUUAGGAGAUGCAGCAGCAAGCACCCUCACGCUCCAUGUCAAGGAGGAACCUAAUGAUGCUUGUGAUCCAACGUUGCCGACGGGCCUGAAGUGCGACCUCGUUCCAGCUACAUUCUCCCAGUCUCUGAGUGCCAAGAACCAUAGUGUGGAGCGCACUGGCGAGAUACCCUAUAAGUGCGGCCCCUGUCCUGCAGCAUUCAGCCGCGAGAAAUCCUUCCGGCGACAUCCAUGGACACACGCGGCAUUCAGCCGCGAGGAGGACUUGAGGCUACACACGUGGACACAUGCAGGCGAGAAGCCGUACAAGUGCGAUAUUUGUUCUGCGGUGUUCAGCAGGAACUCGCUGCUACGCGAACACAGUUGGGCGCACACGGCUCUGACUCAGCACAAGAACUCACCAAUCCAGGCCCAUCCCAUCGACCAUGUCCAACGACGCCUCUUUCAGGGGCAUUGCAAACAACAAGAGACGCCAUACAAGUACGAUGCCUGUCCUGGACCUGCAGUGCUAAACUUGAGCAUGAACCUGCAGCAUCGCAAACAGAUACACAGGAGGGAAGCUAUACAAGCGCGUCUCUGUUCUGCAGAGUUCAGCCUGACCAAGGACAUGCAGCAACGCAAAUGGGCGCACACAAGAGAGAAGUCACACAAGAGCGAUCUCUGUCCUGCAGAGUUCAUCCUGAACACAAACCGGCAGCCGCUAAGCUUCAGCACGAACCUGCAGCACCGCAAAAGGACAUACAUAGCAGUGAAGCCAUACAACCGCAACCUAUGUCCUCUAGAGGUCAGCCUGACCAAGAACCUGCAGCGUCGCAAACGGACGCACACAGAAGAGAAGCCACGCUGGGUCCAGCGUGAGCACGAACCUACAGCAUCGCAAACACAAGAGACGCCAUACAAGUGCGAUCUCUGUCCUGGACCUGCAGUGCUAAGCUUGAGCAUGAACCUGCAGCAUCGCAAGCAGACACACAGGAGGGAAGCUAUACAAGUGCGAUCUCUGUCCUGCAGAGUUCAGCCUGACCAAGGACCUGCAACAUCGCAAACGGACGCACACAGGAAAGAAACCACUCAAGUGCUAUCUAGGUGCCGCAGAGUUCAGCUUGAACCUGCAGCAUCGCAAACGGGCGCACACUGGAAAGAAACCACUCAAGUGCUAUAUAGGUGCCGCGGAGUUCAGCUUGAGCAGGAACCUGCAGCAUUGCUGACUGGCGCACACAGGAAAGAAACCACUCAAGUGCUAUUAGGUGCCGCAGAGUUCAGCUUGAGUACGAACCCGCAGCAUCGCAAACGGGCGCACACAGGAAAGAAACCACUCAAGUGCUAUCUAGGUGCAGCAGAGUUCAGCUUGAACCUGCAGCAUCGCAAACUGGCGCACACAGGAAAGAAAACACUCAAGUGCUAUCUAGGUGCCGCAGAGUUCAGCUUGAGCACAAACCUGCAGCAUCGCAAACACAAGAGACGCCAUACAAGUGCGAUCUCUGUCCUGGACCUGCAGUGCUAA